This is a messenger RNA of Antrostomus carolinensis (chuck-will's-widow), 1840 nucleotides long. RefSeq names its product WD repeat- and FYVE domain-containing protein 4. Bases 1 to 1737 code for a protein of 578 amino acids. Lineage: Eukaryota; Metazoa; Chordata; Aves; Caprimulgiformes; Caprimulgidae. The transcript is spliced from 9 exons. The record is from RefSeq and is a predicted model, not a curated record. Gene Ontology annotation, biological process: antigen processing and presentation.
AUGGACAAAGCAGCUGAACUCAUGUGGCAGCCGGAGGAUUCACCUGGCAAAGCAGAACAGCAAGAGCAAAGCCCUCAUGAUGGAGACAAAGCAGAAGUGCUGGGACAGCCUGCACACAGCAAGGACAAGCCACCCCAGAGCCAUACCCUCCAGUGGGAAACUCUAGGCAGGCAGUUUGUAGAGUAUGAGCAGGUGGCUCCAUUUCUCAUCCCAGAGGAGCAACAGAGAAGGUUGCUGGACUUUCUUCCCCUCUUCUUAAAGGCCUGGGAACAGUCUUCUGGAGUAAUGAUAUUCCCCAACAUUCAGCUGUUAGCCAGUGAGGUGUCCAAGCUUCUGGCAAAAGAAAUCAAGAGGAACCUUAAUGGCAAACCUGCAGAGGAAGCUCGUCUGGCUUUGGAGCAAUUGCUACAACAGAAAGGGGAAGCAGAAGAUGUCUGCGUGCUCCUGAAAUCAGUGUAUCUGCUCUCACAGACUGACCUGAGAACUAUGUGGAACAUCAUUGGAUCUGGCCUUCCAGCUGCUCUGAUGCAGUGCCUCUACCUUUUCUUUACUUUUCCUCUGAAGAAAACCAGUGAUGGUGGAGAGACAAGUGAGGAUGACACGCAGACUCAGGAAAUGCUUGUUAAGAUAAUGCUUAACAUGUACAGAGAGGAACAAGGUGUAGAGGAACUUCUGGCAGCUGAUAAACUUCAGUCAUUAAUUAUAGCAACUGCUUCCCUCUGGGACCAGUGUAGCCACUCGUGGAAAGCACCUACGGGCCGUGUGCUGAGAACAAUUUCAAAGGCUCAGACCAAAAACAGCAUUGUGUACCUACAAGCUGUAGACUGCAUUAAAAUAGCUAUUCAGAAUCUCUUUAAACUGGCUGAUACCCUGCCUGCUUGUGAUGUGUGUGAAGCUGCUAGUAUUGUCCUGUGCUUUGUGAAACAUUCCUAUCCCAUAUCAUCAGCUUUGUUAACAGAGUUUGAAAAUAAUGAUGGCUACCAACUCCUGCUAAAAAUUUUACUCAGAUGUGAGGGACUGCAGCAAAAUGAAGGAGACCCUUAUAUGGAUGAGAUCUUGGACAUGUUGACUUGCCUUACAACCUGUGGAAAAACUGAACUGAAAGUCUCUGGCAAUAUUGUACACCCACAAUUACCACAUUUUGACUUUGAACGGACACGGUCUUCUGGAAUGACAGUGAAAAACCUCCAGGCUUUUCAGGUGUUGCAGUCCAUUUUCCAAAAAAGUAAUGAUCAGCACCUAUGUGGAAGAAUCUUGGCAGCAAUCGGUACCAUAUGGGCCUGGGACACAGUGAACUUCUUUCUUCUGGAAUGGACACUACAACCUAUCAACCAGUUUACUGACAUAAUCCAUUUCAAACCACACCCAGUCCAAGUCCAGUUCUUCACACUGGUGGAGUCCAUAGUGCUAGACCUGUCCUAUGUCCCCCAUGAAAUUUUGAAGAAGGUUCAGUAUUUGAUAAAGGAAAACACAGUGCCAUUCUGCACCUUAACAGCUCUCCGGUGCCUUCUCACCAUGACCAAGAAGGACCUGCUAUUCAGUGACAUAUUCCGUGACUCUGGGCUCUUGGGCCUACUGCUGGCACUUUUGAGGAAGCAAGCCAAGAUCCUGCGGAAGUCAGCUGGAACCCAUCUGCCUGGUCUGGUAGAAGGCACUGAGAAGGAAUUAAAUGCUGUGAUGCUGAAGAUGGUGGCUGCCCUUACGGUGGGGUCUGUGAGGAACACUGGUAAGAAAUGAUGAAUGACUGUAUUACCUUUGUGAUAUUUGAUGGUAAGUGGCCAUGAUGCCUCUGAAGGGGCACCAACAAAUUUUCUGACUUUUGUGCCUCAGCAAGAAGUGU